This is a messenger RNA of Cornus florida, 1795 nucleotides long. RefSeq names its product acetyl-coenzyme A carboxylase carboxyl transferase subunit beta, chloroplastic. Bases 1 to 1074 code for a protein of 357 amino acids. The transcript has a single exon. Gene Ontology annotation, cellular component: acetyl-CoA carboxylase complex. Gene Ontology annotation, biological process: fatty acid biosynthetic process. Lineage: Eukaryota; Viridiplantae; Streptophyta; Magnoliopsida; Cornales; Cornaceae. The record is from RefSeq and is a predicted model, not a curated record. Gene Ontology annotation, molecular function: acetyl-CoA carboxylase activity.
AUGUAUGAUACUCAAUAUAGUUGGAAUAAUCACAUUAAUAGUUGCAUUGACAGUUAUCUUCAUUCUCAAAUCUGUAUUGAUACUUACAUUUUAAGUGAUAGUGACAAUUACAGUGAUAGUGACAGUUACAUUUAUAGUUCCAUUUGUGGUGAAAGUAGAAAUAGUAGUAAAAGCGAUAGUUCCGGUAUAAAAACCAGCAUGAAUGGUAGUGAUUUAACUAUAAGAGAAAGUUCUAAUGAUCUCGAUGUAACUCAAAAAUACAAGCAUUUGUGGGUUCAAUGCGAAAAUUGUUAUGGAUUAAAUUAUAAGAAAUUUUUGAAGUCAAAAAUGAAUAUUUGUGAACAAUGUGGAUAUCAUUUGAAAAUGAGUAGUUCAGAUAGAAUCGAACUUUCGAUUGAUCCGGGCACUUGGGAUCCUCUGGAUGAAGACAUGGUCUCUCUGGAUCCCAUUGAAUUUCAUUCGGAUGAGGAGCCUUAUAAAGAUCGUAUCGAUUCUUAUCAAAUAAAAACAGGGUUAACUGAGGCUGUUCAAACAGGCAUCGGCCAACUAAACGGUAUUCCCAUAGCAAUUGGGGUUAUGGAUUUUCAGUUUAUGGGGGGUAGUAUGGGAUCCGUAGUUGGGGAGAAAAUUACCCGUUUGGUCGAGUAUGCUACCAAUAAAUUUCUACCUCUUAUUAUAGUAUGUGCUUCGGGAGGGGCACGCAUGCAAGAAGGAAGUUUGAGCUUGAUGCAAAUGGCUAAAAUUUCUUCUGCUUUAUAUGAUUAUCAAUCAAAUAAAAAGUUAUUUUAUGUAUCAAUCCUUACAUCGCCUACUACUGGUGGGGUGACAGCCAGUUUUGGUAUGUUGGGGGAUAUCAUUAUUGCCGAACCCAAUGCCUACAUUGCAUUUGCGGGUAAAAGAGUAAUUGAACAAACAUUGCAUAAAACAGUACCCGAAGGUUCACAAGCGGCCGAAUAUUUAUUCCAGAAGGGCUUAUUCGAUUUAAUCGUACCGCGUAAUCCUUUAAAGGGCGUUCUGAGUGAAUUAUUUCAGCUCCACGCUUUCUUUCCUUUAAAUCAAAAUUCAAGCAAGUAGAGCACAUUAAGUUCAAUUAUUUUAUUUGUAGCAAACAAGUAGUUAGUUUAUCGAAAUCAAAGUCAAAAUCAGAAGAAUAGAGUUUUCUUUGAUGACAUAAGAUCUAAUUGUAGAAAAAAUCAAAAAUUGUGGAAAAUUCUUUUUUUUACCUAUAUUACUGACUAGUAAUCAGGAAGCCUCUAGCAACAAGAUAAAAAAACGAAUUUCAUUUUCCUUUCUUACGUCUGUAUAUAAUUCAAAUAUAGAAAAUAUAGAUUUUUGUAUCUUUCUAUAUCUCCCGAGAAUCCCCAUUUUUUACUAAGAAUCCCCGUUAGGUCGGAUUCUAACGAAUCUUUCGGUAAUUUGUAAGAAACUCUUUUUUUAUUAAAUUUAAAGACAAGAAGAAAAGAAGAAGACUAAUAAAAUCGAUUAUCAUACAUAUAUUUUAUGUAGAAAGUAGAAAGAUGAAUAAGUCCAUUUAGUUAGUUCUACAUUCCUUGCGCUUAUUAUAUAUACUCACUUAGAUAUAUACUAAUUAGAAUUAUAAUUAUUAUAAGAUAUCUUUAAUAGUAAAUCGAGGUACCCAUUCUAUGGCAACUUUUGACUUUUCCUCUAUUUUGGUGCCUGUAGUAGGCAUAGUAUUUCCGGCAAUUGCAAUGGCUUCUUUAUCUCUUCAUGUUCAAAACAACAAGAUUGUUUAGACCCGAUGGGACUAAAUUGCAUCCAUUUUUUUUUUCAAAAC